Messenger RNA from Mucor velutinosus, 1353 nucleotides. RefSeq lists its product as uncharacterized. The coding region runs from base 1 to 1353 and encodes 450 amino acids. NCBI's taxonomy places the organism in Eukaryota, Fungi, Mucoromycota, Mucoromycetes, Mucorales, Mucoraceae. Gene Ontology annotation, biological process: carbohydrate metabolic process. The transcript has 8 exons. The record is from RefSeq and is a predicted model, not a curated record.
AUGAAAUUCUAUCCCAUCACAGUUGCUGCUACUGCUAUUGCUGCCUUUGCUAGCUUGGCAUGUGCGCAAUCUGAAGGCAAUACAGUGCAACCAGGUGCAGCAGCUUCUGCAGCAGCUUCUGCUGGCACUUACUCUUGCGAUCCCAAUGUCUGCAAACUUGCUAAUGGCUGUGUAUGUGCUUCCAAGAAUCCACCUAAUGGAUUAGCACCAAGCGACACACCUCAGUUUGUUACAGUGACAUUUGAUGAUUCCAUUCAACCUCAACUGUACGAGACAGCAAAGCGCAUGCUGAAUGUCACUAACCCCAAUGGCUGCUCAGGUCGUGGUACAUGGUAUGUCUCCAUGCAGUAUACAGAUUUUUCCUUGGUACAGCAAUGGUAUUCCUCAGGCAACGAGAUUGCAGACCACACGUUCUCGCACGUAGGUACUCCUUCUGACCGCUUCCUCUAUGAUUCCAGUUCCAGUGCAUUACAAGAUGAUGCUUACUGGCCAUAUACAUUAGACUAUGGCAUGGCAAACGACUGCUGGACUGGCAUCUGCGGUGCUGGUCAAACAAAGCUACCAGGCCUUUGGGAAAUCCCCAUGUAUGCUGUUCUUGAUAAUAUCAGUACUCCUCAAUUGAUGGAUGUCUACAUUGCUGGACAGCCUGAAGAUGUCACGAAAUGGAGUCUAGACACAUUCAACAAGCAUUACAAUGGUGGCAGACAGCCAUUUGGUAUCUAUGUCCAUCCUACUCAUUUGACUGGCUAUCCUGGUUUGCCCGAUCCUGCUCCCAAACUGGAUGGUCUAGUGUCUUUAAUCAAAACACUCUCAGAGAAGCCUGACGUAUGGUUUGUGACAAAUCAGCAAUUGCUGCAAUGGAUGAAGAAUCCUGUCAAAGCAUCUGAACUAGGAAAGCAAGACUACAUGCGUUGUGAACAGCCUGUUAUCGCCAAAGAGAUUUGUAACGGUCUUGACGAUGAUAACAAUGCCAAUGUUGACGAUGGCCUUUUAAACAGCUGCAACUUUGGUACAACUACCUUCAAUACAUGCUUCAACUGCCCAAGCACGGCACCUACAUUAGAUACACCCAAGCCUGCCACGGCAGCUCAAAAUGGCUCAGCUGGGUUCCGUUAUCCUCUUCCCAAUAACUGCGACACAAAAUGGUGGGAUCCUAUUGGAAAUUCCUGCCUCUGCACAUCCACCGAAUGUCAAUACAAGGACACUGCUGUACCUGUCAACCGGACAGGCGGCAGUAAUGGCAUUGCUACCAACGGAUCAGGCUCGUCCAAUGCUGCCAGCAAUGGCAUGCAUAAUCAACUGGAAAAUGCCAUCUUUGUUACCAUUGCAAUUGCAGCGUCAUUACUAUUUUAG